Molecule: messenger RNA, 5497 nt
Organism: Toxotes jaculatrix (banded archerfish)
Lineage: Eukaryota; Metazoa; Chordata; Actinopteri; Toxotidae
Gene: crim1
Product: cysteine rich transmembrane BMP regulator 1 (chordin-like)
Exons: 15
Coding region: 367-3192 (941 amino acids)
Cellular component (GO): extracellular region
Molecular function (GO): protein binding; serine-type endopeptidase inhibitor activity
Source: RefSeq, a predicted model, not a curated record
GACCGUCAGCAUUGGUAAGCCUCAGCGGAGGUCCACAGCCCUCGGUCUGGGAUUGCUGCGCGUAUUGAACCAGAUGAGACGCUCGGGACGUGCGUCUACCUGCGUACGUUGAACCUUUGCCUGUGGAUCUUGCUGCCACUUAAAGACGCAUCCGCGCACUUGUGUUUCGCGGUGGGUGCUUUUGGAGCGAGUUGCUGUGUAAGAAACAGCACGCCCGAGGGAGGGGGAAGACUCAUCACUGAACUUUAAAGACGACUUUGCAACUUUGGCAACAUCUAGCAGUGCGCAUCGCUGUGAGUUCAUGUGGCUUAUCAUUUGACAGAAGCGGACCAUUUCUCUGGGAAACUCACCUAAGGCUUUUGAAACAUGUUCAGCAAGUGUUCCGUUGUGUUAUUGAGCGUCCUCUUUCUGGUGCGGGCGCUCUCGGCUCACGAGUGCACGCCGUGUAACCUCCGGACUUGCCCCGUUAAAGCCCCGCACGGCUGCGAGGGUGGCCGGACCAUGGCGAGGGAUCCGUGCGGAUGCUGUGACCAGUGCACCCGGCUGGAGUGGGAGCCCUGCGGCGGACAAGACUGGACGCACGGCUACUGCGCCUUGGGGCUGACCUGCGCCUCUGUCAACAAAACCGGAGCUGCCACAAUCCCUGAAAUUGGAGUAUGUAAAGUUCUCCCUGACCAUCCAGAGGCAGGCCUUGAGGAUGAGCGCUGUCCCCUGAUGACAGGUUGCGACAGAGCUGGAGGACAGUGUGUGUGUGAUGCCCGUCACUCCUGCUUGGGCUCUUUCACGUACCCAGACCAAGAAACUUGCAUGAAGGCCAGCAAGACAGAGGGUCGGCGGCACGAGCACCGGGAAAGGCACAGAGAGAAGUAUGUGGGACCAUCCAACCCGGCCUGCAUGUUCUCUGGUUGUAACCUGACCGCUGACGGCUGUGUGUGUGAGUCUCAGAGCUGCCACCACCACUUCGCCUACAUCAACCGCAGCCAGUGCCAGGAAGCCGCAGAGGAGCUGAGGUGUGCCGGAGUGACCUGUCCUGCUCUGCAGGUGCCCUCCUGCCCCCACGGUUCAGUCCUGACAAAGAGUUACACGCCCCCUGCUGGUUGCUGUCCCUCCAUACCUCCCCAGUGCACUUGCGACCUCCGUGCUUGCCACAAGCCUCAGUGCCCAAGCGGACAGCGAGCCGUGCCCCUCAGCCAGGCCAGCGGUCAGCCAGGAGACUGCUGUGAUGUCUUUGAGUGCCAGAAAGUCUCUCCCAAGUGUGUCCACAAUGGGAAGGAGUUCUCCGAGGGAGAGGUGUACCGCAUGGACCCCUGCUGGCUGUGUCAGUGCCGAGGAGGAAUCUCCUUCUGCUCCAAGGCAGAGUGCGCUGAGCUAGACUGUGAAAACUUCUACAUUCCUGAGGGCGAGUGUUGCCCCGUCUGCAUAGAUGUGGAGUUACUGUCUAUGGACAGCACUAAGGCCAGUUGCUGGGUGAAUAAUAAGCUGCGAGCUCACGAGGAGCAGUGGAAAGAGGACGACUGCACCUUCUGCCAGUGCGUGGAUGGAGAACCUCACUGCACGGCCAUGGCCUGCAAACAGAGCUGCCAAAACCCCGUUAAGAUCCCUGGAGAGUGCUGCCCUUUCUGUGAAGAGCCUUCCUACGAAACUGUUAGCCCCAUGCUAUGUCCUCCUCUGGAAAACUGCUCCCUGUCAGGGAAUGACUGCCCCUAUGGCUUCCAGCAAGACAAAAAUGGAUGUCUUCUCUGCCAGUGCUUGAACAAUGACUCCUGCCCUGAACUGGGAAAAUACUGUUCCCUGCAAUGCCCAAUGGGAUACGAGAGGGAUGAUUUUGGCUGUGAGGUGUGUGAGUGCAGCAUCCCCAUGCCCAAGUGCCGACCUCUGACCUGCACUAAGACCUGCCCCUAUGGAUAUGUGAGGAACAAGCACGGCUGUGAGAUGUGCCGCUGUGUCAAGUGUCCCCCCUUCACCUGUGACAAACACUGCAGCGAUGGCUAUCGACAGAACCGCAAGGGCUGCUCCAUCUGCAUGUGCAAAGAAAGUGGCCAUGUCCCAAGCACCACUGCUCUGGCCCCAGUCCCCAACUAUUGCCUUACCUCCAACGGGCAGCGAUACGAGGAAGGUGAUGGCUGGCAUGACGGCUGUCGUGACUGCUACUGCCAUUCUGGACGGGAGAUGUGUGUUCUCAUUUCCUGCCCGGUACCCAGCUGUUCUCAUCCAGUCGUAAGGCCGGACCAGUGUUGUCCCACGUGUGAGGAUGAGUCAGGCAGCGGUCAGCCAGAAGGGAUGGACAUGGUGGUGUGCAGGGCACCUGGAGGGGAAUUUUACGUGGAGGGGGAGACCUGGAACCUGGACGAGUGCACACGCUGCACCUGCAGGAAGGGACGUGUCCUGUGCGACACCGAAGUCUGUCCUCCUGCUCUCUGCCAGACACCGAUAAGGAACAAGGACACCUGUUGCCACGUGUGCCCAGAGGAGACACUGAGCCCCUUGCUGCCAGUGAACAACAGCCAGCAGGAGUACUGCAUAACCAGCGAUGGAGACGUGCUGCUGGCUGGAGACUCCUGGAGGGCGAACGCCUGCACCAGCUGCACCUGCAACAACGGCACCAUUCAGUGUUUCUCUCAGCGCUGUCCGGCUGCCAACUGCAGGGUGCCCGUCUUACGCAAGGGCCAGUGCUGCCCACACUGUCUCGAAAUUACAACGUCCGUGCCGGUGAUAGUGUCUACCAGUGCCCCCAAGACAACAGUUGCAACAACUGCUACGGUGGAGAGUACGGUGUGGAUCACCACUGUCACUGUACCGCCCAUCAUCGCUGAGACAGACGAGCCAGGUUUGGGUGAGAAUUACCCCAGCCAAACAGAGAUGGCCCUCAUCUACCAAUCAGCUGCCUGGAUCCUGGCAGGUCUCCUCUUGGCCAUCAUCAUCUUCCUUAUUGUGGCAUUACUCAUCAACAAGAAAAAGAAAUGGGUGCAGAUGUCCUGCUACAGUGCACCAAAGAAGACGGUCAUCCUAAAGAAGCAUGUAAACAAGAACUCUGUGGUCUACAUGGAGCCCUCCAAGGAGAACAAAUUUCAGAAUGUGAAGAACGACUGCGGCAUCAUCCACUUCUCUCCAGAAAUGAGCUCCCCCUGUGUGGACAAGAUGACCAUCCCCAGGGCCAAGCUGAGCCUGGGCAACGACUGGACGUCGCGCUAACAAAAACAAACAAAUAAAUAAACCACACCACUCAGACUAUACAGAUCAGAGCUGUCCGGCACCUCCCGCUCUCUCUUACUGCUGUAUCCAAGGUGAUUAUUGUAACUGUGCACACCUCAGGCACCACCACGCUCCCACCAUUUUCUCUGUGUGACAGUCAAACCGAGGAUGCUCUACAAGAGACAAACUGAGUGACCUCUGUUUCUUUUAUCACCAUGUCCAUGUUCUUCUGUGUUUGGACCUUUGGGCGGAGUGAGACGCUGGGAGGUGGAUGGACGGGUGAACAUGCUAAAGGACCCAGCCACUCUGGGCUCUGCUUUAAAACAGAGAAGGGGGCAGCCAGAGGGGCUCCAGUGUCAGAAUCAAACUUUGACUGUGAACAUUGUAAUAUUACUUUUUAUUUUUGCCUCCUUGGAAACUGGAACUUUGAGGCAGUGAGAGGAGCAUAUAAAGCUUUAGGACAGGGGUUUGGGCUGUAAUUGAACGAGGACAGAGAAGAUGCUGCCCCCCACCCCCACCCCCACCCCCACCCCCCCGAGUCCAGCAGUGCUUCAUGGAUGUAAUCAUUAUCAUCAGCAGGGGGGCCAAAGGAACUGAUCAUCUGUUUGGAUCAAAUUGAGUUCAGCAGCCAAAUCAAGUCAGUGGGCUUAAUAUAGACCCCCAGAUCCAGACCCCUGCUGUAGAAUGUGUGGUUUCCAUCUUAGUUUUUGUAUAUUUCUACAGUAUUUGUACUAGUUGUAGUGUUGUUCUUGGCCACCUCUUGUUUUAUUUUUUUUACAUGGGUGCCUCCGUGGGGCCAGAUUGAAACAUUUUGAAAAUGCCCGUCUAAACAUCCCCCCCCCAUUGAGUUCAGGAAGGGCACGCUUCUCAUAUAAUAGCCUUGUUUCUACCUUCAAAUGACCCAAGUCAUUCCAUUCAGAAAACCCACGACAACAAACCACAAUUGUAGGAAAGGAAAUAUGCGAAUUUGCUCUCUAAACUGCUGCGAAAUACAGUAGCCAGUAAUCUUCAGCUUUCCGCUCAGCCUCAUCUGAACCAGACUCUUCUGGGAGGAAUCAGCCCGUCAGUUGGACUUCAUCAUCUCAAAAAUCGUAGUUGAGUUGAAGGUGAGGUGGAGCUGAGGAAGAAUGUCAUUUUACUGACUGCAGAGGAGACAAAAUGGUGCCAGAUGCUUCAUCUGUGAGGAACGGCUUUGACACCAUGUCUCACUUCACAACUUCAUUCACAGCUCUGCGCGUGUGUGAGUGAGUGCGUGGAGCUACUGUUCACACCGAAUGUUAUUGAUGGUUAGUAAUAAUUCUUUUUAAAGCCUUAAUUCUAUAGCCUUAAUUCAUUUUCUUUGUUGAUAUCUUGUUUUCAUUUAAUAACUGUGUUAGCCCAUUAUCAAGAAAUCAGAAAACAGUAAUUUAUUCACCCAUUAUAAAGAUGAACAGGUUGUGUUGUACAGUGUCACUGAUGGUUCUCAUCAGCUCUUCAUAUACUGGUGAAUUAUAUAAUGUGGGGACAUAAGAGUUUAAGGGUAGCUUGUAUGUAACUGUACAUCGUGGUACACGUUACAACAUCAGAGCACGUUAAAGAGACGUAGCACUUUUCUUUGGAGCUGGGUUUUUUUUUUUAAGAAAGCCCACUGCAGGAUUCUUAGGGGGAUAAAGGCCCUAAUCAGGGAUUUGAUAGGGAUAUUAAGCAUACCACUUAAACCACUCAAGUGAACACGCUGUUGCAGCUAGAGGCUCCACACCAAUCUGAUCAGUACGAGGGGAGAGGAUGGAAUCUGAGAAGCAUUACGAAACAGACUGAGGUUUCAUAGGAAAAAGGUUUUUGGAUCAGAGUUCUCCAUCCAUUGCCAAUUUCUCAAUACAAAGACCAUUCUGAUGCCAAAACUGGUUGGAGACCAAUUAAUAUUGAAGUGUUUUAGUAACGGUAGAUUUGUGUCUGUUUGAAUCAUGACCAUGUGCUUUAAAAUGAAGAGGUUUCUGUAAAAGCUUACACAAUUCUUUGUUCUUCUAUGUGUAAAAAAAAAAAAAAAAGUAGUUUAAAUUAGUAGGACAGAAGAGUACCUUAUUUAUUUUUUCACAUAGCUUUAUUUAUUAAUACUAAACUAUAGUUUGAGAUUUUUUUUUUUCCUUUUUGAAAAAUGAACAUUUGGUAGCCAAAGCUGCUGUACAUUGUAGACCAUUUACCAUUUCUAUCUGCCAUAUUCUAUACAACCUUAUUUAUUUCACUGUUGCAGACCCUGUAAAUAUGUUUCCUAGAUGAUGAACUGUAACAUUUACACUUAUUUUGAAAAAUAAAUGUGUGAAACAAA